Molecule: messenger RNA, 3189 nt
Organism: Brettanomyces nanus
Lineage: Eukaryota; Fungi; Ascomycota; Pichiomycetes; Pichiales; Pichiaceae
Exons: 1
Coding region: 1-3189 (1062 amino acids)
Biological process (GO): positive regulation of transcription by RNA polymerase II; DNA damage checkpoint signaling
Cellular component (GO): nucleus
Molecular function (GO): histone binding
Source: RefSeq, a predicted model, not a curated record
AUGUCUGAAACUCAAAAAAUCUUGUCGUUGAGCAGUGGGCAUUCUCAAGAGACCAAUGAUAUUGCGUCUUCGGUGGUAGGUUUCGAGCAGUCUUCAAAAAGUUCGUCAUCUAACUCGAAUGCCAAUGGAAAUCCCGUUCCACCUUACGAUGAUACCCUCACGAACAUGCCUCCUUCCAUGACAAGAAGCGCCUUUUUUGCCCAGUUAAAGCGAAAGACAAACAGUGAGGAUACUCAUGGCUCUAAUGAUGGCGAUAUAUCCGCUAUAUCUGCCCAUAGACAAUCGUUGAUUCGACUAGAGGACCAGCUGAAGAUAAGCUUAUCUAGUGGCACCCAAACACCUUUAGCGAGCAAGAUCCGUAAUCCCUUCGAGGAAACUCCUGAUUCAGAACGAAUGACGCGAAGGUCUGGAUUUGCGCUUUCGACUCCAUUGGCACGGAAAUUGGUUCCGGAUAGUAUAGUUUCUCCAUCCGUUAACGCCAAGAGCACGAACCAUGCGGCGGCUGAAGUGUUUCGAAAUCUCCGGGACGAGCAGGAAGCUCCGUAUGAGUUUGAUUCGGAAGUUGGCAUCAUAUUAAACGAAAGGCAGGAUGACGAUGAAAAUGGUGACGAUAAUGACACGAUGGAUUCUGGAAUCCAGCUAAAUCUCAAUGGAGCUACAGAUAUCAAGGAUUUAUUGAAUGAUAUUGGUGAAGAAUCCUCUCAAGAAGUCAAGGAGAAAGUAACAACCCCUCACGCUGUAUCGGUUGAUCCUGCAGAUGAUGUAACAAUCGAGGAUGGAGACGUGGCAUCCAAAGCCAAUGAAAUGUUGAAGAAAAGAGAGGAAGCAGGUUGUGAUGGUGCUGUUAACGACUAUUCAUUACUCAGCGAGAUUAAUGAUACAACAGUAGACUAUGAAUCAGCACAGUUGUCCGCUUCAAAUAGGAACAGUGAGGACAGCGACCAUUCGGAUGAUGUGCAAGUACCAAAUUCGGUGAAUAAUACGGCAAGCACUCCACCAAUAGAGUCUAGAUCUGAAAGAGUGCCAGUCCCUUUGGCUCACUCUAAUCAUUCUGCUCCUGCAGCAGUCUCUAUAGAGCGAUACGUACUUCCUCGUGAUACUCAAGUGCUAGGAACACAAGAUGAAGAGGCUGAAGGAGAUUUAGACAACAAAAAUGCCGAUUCUAGGGUAGGAACAGGGUCCCUUAGGCAGAUUUUAGUUGCUAGUUCGCCACGGUCCUCUCCUUCAAACUCCCAAAUUGCAACCUUACUGGUGGGGGGGAGCGGGGAGGUGUUCUCUGAAUCUGCUGGACAGAAACAUAAGCAUUCUUCAUACACACAGGGGUCUGUACAACCAUCAACAGAAAACAGAAUUGAUUUGGAUAUGCAGAGCGCUUCAAAGUAUGCAGAAACAUUAAGAAUCGAGAGUUCCGGAGAAAAUAGAACGAGACUAAAGAAAGACGACCUUAUAUGGACCAACAGGCAUAAACAGCCCGUGAUUUUAUCAGAUGAGCAAGAUCUGCAUGUAAAGGAGACGGUAGAGUUUGAAAACAUUGGUAAAGGUGAAGGUAAGAACGAAAAUGACCUUGUUGACGAUGACAUUGAUUUGGUCAACUAUGAAACCGAUAGUGAACCUUUGAGGCAGUUACGAUCUCAAAAGCCUGUGCAAAGGCCUGAUAUUGAACCUCUAUUGAACAAAAAGCGUACUCAUAAUGCCCUGGAUCACCCUAAGGGAGUUUUACGCGUUUUGGAAACUUCAAACGUGUUCAAAGUAUCUGAUUACGAGCCAUUUGACAAUGUGUUUAUUGAUGUCAAGGGCAGCAAGAUACCUGUAAGGAUACUUGACUUGGUGCAUGAAUUGAAUGGCGAAACCUUCUUUGAAGUUGUUAACUUCGAGGAAAUUUCUUAUGUUCCUGUGAACGGCAUCAUGGCUCCGGUCUUGCUUCGUGUGGGCGAUCGAAUCAAGUAUUCGAAGGAUCGUAGAUCCAAUUACGAAAUUACUGGUCUGGAGUAUGUUGUACACCCGGACAUCGAUGAAAAGUCGGAGGUGGCUUGUGUUCGAGGCUACAAUACUGUAUAUAUUCGGAAGUUUGCAUCGAAGAAGAGCUCGGGCCGCCUAUCUUCCCCUUUUCCAGAGCUUCAGGUAGCACUAGGUGAGAUCUAUAUGAAUACGAUUGUUUAUGGACACUACCAUUUUCGUGUGUUUGAUGAUUCGAAACAAUUUGAACGGUUUUUGGAGAUUUGGAACCAGCGAAACACCAUAGUAAAAGAUCGGCUUAAGCGUUUGAAAGGUGUUGAGUCAUUGUCGAAGUUGUGCUUUGACGGAUGUUUGUUUGUGACUACAACGCCUUCAACUUCGAACGAAUCAUUAAGUGAACAGCAGUUGGCCGAAGUGGAUGAAUUUAUCAAAGCCAACGGAGGAACCGUCGUGCAAGGCUUUGAAGAGUGCCUGAAGGUUGUUCCUGUUGGUGGAGUUGGCAGAUAUUUGUUGCAACCCAGUGAAAUUUUACGGGACUACAAGUUUGUGGCACUUCUAUCGUCAAGGCAUCUUCGAACCUUGAAGUACUUACAGUGUCUAUGCGUGGGGUGGCCCAUUCUUAGUUUUAAGUUUAUCUUUGACUGCAUAUCCAAUUCCGAAUUAUACUGUAAUCAAUGGCGAAAGUUCUGGCCAUCCUACCUUCUUCCAUCAGGUAAGUCAUCUUAUAGAGACUGCAUUUUAAGCAUGAACAUUUUCCCAUUUGAAGAAGAUUGGAAAAAGGGACUCACUGCCUACGAGCAGGUGAGAGAUCAUGAUGGUAGGACCCGCCCUUUUGAAGGUCACAGCAUUUUAGUGGACAACACUAAGCGCGGUGAAUUAUCAAACGGCGGAUUGUUGCUUCUGUUGAAACUACUAGGCUUUGAAAGAAUAUUGUUCUUGGACCAUGGAUUGAAAUAUGAGGAGUUUCUGGUCUCACUUAAGUUCAUUCGUACACCAGAUCUCUUGCAAUCAUGCUAUGUGUAUUCCAACCACGACAAAAGUUUCGUAACUCGAAUGAUUCAGGUGGGUCUUCGAAUGCAGCACAAGCUAAGGCGACUUCCUGAGCAGAAGAUGAGAGAUCUAGCUCCUGCAUACUUAUUGAACGUUGAACUGCGGUUGGUGGACUGGGAGUGGCUCGUCCAGUGUAUUGUUGCCGGGUUCCCAUUUCUUCCCUCAGAUACACUUUGUUUAUAG